Molecule: messenger RNA, 2130 nt
Organism: Bursaphelenchus okinawaensis
Lineage: Eukaryota; Metazoa; Nematoda; Chromadorea; Rhabditida; Aphelenchoididae
Source: the annotation of a GenBank genome assembly
AUGGCUUCGUUCCACCCCAGCGGAGAGUCCAAGGAGAACAAGGACGUCGAGAACACCUCCACCUCCUCGGUCGGGGCCGUGCCCUUCUACCCCCAGUAUGCCAACUACACCACCCAUGUCUAUGACUCAUCAGCCUUGGCCACGUCUUCUGAGGCGCCCGCUACUUUCACUGAGGUUAAAGGUGGCAAUGCUGCUGUUGUGGGAGCUCCCAAGAGUGUGAGUCACUCAAAUUGACAUUUUUAAAUAAUUUAAAUUUUAAAAUUUUAAUUUUUAUUGAAAAUCACUUUCGAAAUAUUUUACUGAGUAAAUUACAAAGUAUUUCAAAAAACAAAUAGUAAAACAAGAUAAAAAUUGAAAUUUGAUGUUUAGGAUUUCAAAUCGGAAGCUUCACACCUGCCCCAAUCAUCUUACCCUUCAACUACUACAAUAUCAAGUCUCCAGCCCCUAUCUCAGACCACUCCCGUGCCUGUUCUCAACUCCUCUCCCGUCAUGGCUCCCAAUCUGUACAACGAAGAAGCUUCUGAAAUCAGCUCCGCUUUAGGCUACAGUUCCUACUCAGCUCCUCACAGUUUCGCCGCUGGCAGUUCACACGAUGUCAGUUAUUGGCAACCGCCUCAAGAGGUUUAUCCUGGUCCGAUUCCAAGGUAAGAGCAAUCGCUAUCUCUUUAAAAACAAGUAUAAACCAACAUUAAUAUAAUCAAUUUAAAAGUACCAAAAUAUAUCGUUAUAUUACCCAUCUAAUCUCAAUUUAGCUACCCAAAUGUAUUACUUCAUGGAGACGAAGUGACGUCUCCCAGCUACAGUACACUUCCUACAGACAACCGAGUCGACCCAGCCAACUUGUCAGCCGCCUACAACUCUCCUUAUAUGCUUUGUCCACCUUACUUAGUAAGCGAUACUUAAUUUAUGCUAAUUACGCCCUUUACUUGCUAGUUUCACUUUCUUUCUUUGUUUUUUUUUUAGGUAUAGUUACUGUCAAUUCAAAAAUAAAACCUUUUCAAGAUAUUAACACUGCCUUUAUAUUAACCUUGUAUUUGUAGCCCGAUGGAACCCAAGAUCCUCUUGCACUACGGUACAUCGCCGAUGGCAGUUUCUACCAACAGCCGUCUAUUCAAGUGAGUAAAAUACUACCAUCAGCAUUCUAGUUACCUUAGGUAUUAAAAUAAGAUCAAAGUUUUGAGAUCCAACACCAACUAUUAUCAAAGCGUAAAAGUAUACCUCAAUAUAAAUAUAUUGUGAAUCUUUAGAGUCUUCCAAUUGAUACUCAAUACGUACCCAAUAGUACUCCCAGGAACCUAGACCCCUAUGUACCACCGAUCGCUGGCACUCCUUCCGAACUGUCCAUGUUACCUACAAAAGAUGCCUCUUCCGCCUUUACCUCCCCUGUCAACGGAAUCCCCAACGCUUCUACAAUGAUGUACCCAAACAACGUCCUCAUGCAGAAACAACGAAGCCGACGGUCGAGAAGUCUGAAGGACUCUGACGACGACAUCAGGUCAAAUGAAGAUAAGGAGCAAGAACGGCGAAGUGCCAACAACAACAGGGAACGGUAGGGUUCUGAUGUUACUUCUGAAACCUUAAAUGUUUGGAUAAUUCCAAAAAUUUAAGACUUUUUAUUUUACGCAGAUUUACAUCUCAAACUGAUCAAAACGUAACUAGAAAGUCGUAAUUAACUUAUAUUAUAGUAGUUAACUUAAGUUUGACAUUAACAUUUCAGAAUCCGAGUCAAAGACAUCAACACGGCUUUCAAAGAGUUAGGGAAGAUGUGUAGCCAGCACAUUCCGAACACGAACGAAAGGAAUCUCACCAAACUCAGUAUUCUACACCACGCUGUCCAAGUUAUCAAUGGCCUCGAGUCUCAAGUCAGUUUUUACUCUUUUAUCUAUAUGUUAACUUACAAAACCAACACAACUUUACUUUCUGAAUGAAAAAAAGCUAUUUUUAAACAAGCUCAAACAUAAUCUACUUUCGAAAAGUGAAGUUAACCAUCUCAACAUUUCAAAAACUAACACAUCUAAACUUACAGUAGACAACAACAAACAAAAGUAAUAUAAACCAUUGUAGGUACGACAACGGAACAUGAAUCCCCGCGCCACAUCGAUGCGACGACGCGAACAAGCCCAACAAUGA